Molecule: messenger RNA, 959 nt
Organism: Varanus komodoensis (Komodo dragon)
Lineage: Eukaryota; Metazoa; Chordata; Lepidosauria; Squamata; Varanidae
Gene: MRPS21
Product: mitochondrial ribosomal protein S21
Exons: 3
Coding region: 138-401 (87 amino acids)
Biological process (GO): translation
Cellular component (GO): ribosome
Molecular function (GO): structural constituent of ribosome
Source: RefSeq, a predicted model, not a curated record
CCGGGAGAGGAAGGGGAAGGGGCGGGGCGUCCGGGCCCCGCUUCCGGCUGCGGGUUGGUCCGCCGCUUGGGGCCAGCGGGCAGCCGCGAGAAGCGAAUGACCUCUGAUACCUUGAUGUAGAAACAACCACACCUAAGAUGUCCCGCCACUUGAAAUUUAUCGCCCGGACGGUGAUGGUCCCAAACAACAAUGUGGACGGCGCCUACCAGGUUCUCAACAGGAUCCUAACCAUAGAUGGCAUCAUCGACGAGGCCAAGAGGCGCCGGUAUUAUGAGAAGCCUUGCCGCAAGAGGCAGCGGGUGGCCUAUGAGACGUGCCGGAGGAUCUAUAACCAGGAAAUGACCCGCAAGAUUAAUUUCCUCAUGCGGAAGACUCGUCCAGACCCUUGGCUUGGCUGUUGAGCUUGAAGUCUUCGCAGAGGGAGACUUCGGCAAAACUGCUCUUUGAUUUGUUCCCUUGUUUGCUUUCUGAACAAAGCUGGCAGAGAGGAUGGCGGCCCUGUUUUCCCCCGUCAGUAGGAUCUUUUUGACACUGGGUUACCAGCUUUUAUUUAGACAUGAAAAUGUGUAAAGUGAAUAAAAGCAAUGUUUUGUAGCAUUCGCCAAUACCAAGAUUAGUUAGUACCUCCUUAACUACUUGGCGAAACCAUUUCUUGGUCUUUCCUGAAGCAAACCAUGCCUGCUUGAUUUUUUAAAUGCUUUCUAAAUAGAGGGAAGGUUAGAGGGGAGGUUGAAAGAGGUAGUCCAUCAGGCAGACAAUACUAUUGAGAUUUCUGCAUGCAGGUACAUUUAUUUGCAUGGGAGAGCAUUUUUUAAAAAUGGGGUCUCCUUCACUUGUAGCCUGAAGGCACAGAGUCAAGGAAAGCCAUUGUCAUUCACUUGAGCUGUCCAACCUUCACCAGGCAUUUUAAAGGAUUUCUCUUCUCGCAGCUAAUAAAAUGUUACCUACAUUUUAAAGCC